CCUGGUUUCAUCAGUGUUGAGACUGCUGAGUGCAUGUGGUUAUCGUGAGUGAGAUUAGUUCGUCGAAGUCACUGUCAAAUGCUGCCCUGUCUACUAUCGAAAAUUGUAGCGGCGUACAAUCAUAAAAUUUAAGCGAUUAAUCACGUACGUGUUUAAAGAUUCUGUUACGUCAGCGAUAGAGAGAGAGAGAGAGAGAGAGAGAGAGAGAGAGAGAGAAAGAGGAGAAAAACACGCAGCGCUUAUAAUCUCCUCGCAACUCUUCAUUUUGGCUGAGUCAAGAGAUCUGGUGAAGAAAAGUACGUGAUCAAAAUGGAAUUUCCAAAUUUGGGGGAACAUUGCUCUGAGAGCACAUGCAACCGCUUGGAUUUUUUACCUCUGAAAUGCGACGCUUGCCAGGGAAUCUUUUGCACAGACCAUAUAACUUAUACAAAUCACAGCUGUCCCAGCGCAUACAAGAAGAAUAUACAGGUGCCUGUGUGUCCGUUGUGCGAUGUUCCUAUACCAAUAAAGCGCGGCGAUCUGCCUGACGUAGCUGUAGGAUUGCAUAUAGAUAAUGACUGUAGAGAAAGCCGGAGGAAGGUAUUCUCCAACAAGUGUUCUUCAAAGGGAUGCAAAGUCAAAGAAAUGGUACCGGUAAAAUGUAACGAAUGCGGUGCCAAUUUUUGCCUCAAACACAGACAUCCCACUGAUCAUGCUUGUAUCGGAGCAGAGGAAGCAUUGAGACUACGUAGGUUGGAAGCACUAAAUAAGAAAAGUCAAACGACAAUAUCACCGAGUAGUAGCAAUAGCAAUUUACAUCCAUUCCGAAGCCUUCAAGGAACAAUGACCGAGGAUGAAGCAUUAGCUAGAGCUCUCCAAGCUUCCUUGGACGAUGAAGAGAGAAGCAGACGUAUGUUACAACCAGUGCCUUCUGGAAACCGAGAUAGAUGUAGACUUUCGUAACUAUCUACACAUUAUUUUAUACCGUUAUAGAAAAAAAAGCUUCUUCCUUAUUUCCUAAAAAUCUAUAGAUAUAAAGAUAUGUAUUAUGAGUCCUAUUAAAGUUAGCGCCAAACUAUACAUAAUUUGUGAUUCGCUGAAUCUCGAAUAUGUGAAGCUCGCAGUUUGUAAGUAAUGUGGAUGGACAAAUUCAUUGAAUUCGCAUUUGUUGUUUACUAUUUAAUUUA
This is a messenger RNA of Atta colombica, 1166 nucleotides long. RefSeq names its product AN1-type zinc finger protein 2A. Gene Ontology annotation, molecular function: zinc ion binding. The transcript is spliced from 2 exons. The record is from RefSeq and is a predicted model, not a curated record. Bases 310 to 942 code for a protein of 210 amino acids. Lineage: Eukaryota; Metazoa; Arthropoda; Insecta; Hymenoptera; Formicidae. Gene Ontology annotation, biological process: proteasome-mediated ubiquitin-dependent protein catabolic process; protein targeting to ER. Gene Ontology annotation, cellular component: endoplasmic reticulum; cytoplasm.